This is a messenger RNA of Anoplopoma fimbria (sablefish), 3941 nucleotides long. RefSeq names its product cytoplasmic polyadenylation element binding protein 3 (gene cpeb3). Gene Ontology annotation, biological process: negative regulation of cytoplasmic translation. Gene Ontology annotation, cellular component: cytoplasm; nucleus; synapse. The record is from RefSeq and is a predicted model, not a curated record. Gene Ontology annotation, molecular function: mRNA regulatory element binding translation repressor activity; translation factor activity, RNA binding; ribosome binding. NCBI's taxonomy places the organism in Eukaryota, Metazoa, Chordata, Actinopteri, Perciformes, Anoplopomatidae.
GGUAGUAGCUCGUUUGUCAUAUCUAAACCCAGACGAGGCAAACAGAAAUAUCUUUAUUUACAGACUCCCCAAAAGGUGAACGAUAAAAGCUCAGCAAACCAUGCAGGAUGAUUUACUGAUGGACAAAAACAAAGCCCAGGCUCACCAUCAGCAAGAUCCGACGCAAGUAGACCCUCCUCCCUCCACCUCCACCUCCACCUCCACCCCGACCCCGUCAUCGGAGCCCACGUCUUCUUCAUCCGAGUCGGAGAGCCCGUUGACCGGGAGCAACCAAGCGGCCUCGGUGCUCGGUAGCAGCGGUAGCAGCAGGGACACGGUACCGAUGGAGUCGCCGGUUCUGCCCGGGUUGAGCUUCCACCACCAGGAGACCGGCGGCCCCGUCUCCUCCUCCUCGCCGUCCUCCUCUUUUGGGAGCACUUGGUCCACAGGAACCACAAGCGCCGUGGACGACAGCUUUUUCCAGGGAAUACCCUCCGUGAACGGGACGAUGCUUUUCCAGAACUUCCCCCACCACGUCAACCCGGUGUUCGGGGGGAAUUACUCCCCGCAGAUGGGUCUGGCUCCACAGACCCAACAGCAUCAACCACAAGCCCAGCAGCAGCAGCAGCAGAGGCGGUCCCCUGUCAGCCCGAACCAGGGGCCCUUUCCCCAGAGAAACGCUUAUCAGACCAUCAUGAAUAACAGCAAAGGCUCUUCGUCGUCAUCGUCCUCUUCCUCUGCCUCGUCGUCCGCUUGGAAUAACCACCAGAACGCCGCCUGGAGCACAGCCUCCAACCCCUGGAGCGGGCUGCAGGCCGGCAGGGACCCACGCAGAGCGGUCGGGGUCGGGGUCGCAGUCGGCGUCGGGGUGCCGUCACCCCUGAACCCCAUCUCCCCCAUGAAAACCUAUUCCAGCAAUGUCAUAGCACCCCCUAAGUUCCCAAGACCUGGUCCCCUUGCCCCUAAGCCCUGGAUGGAUGACAGCGCCUUCAGGACUGACAACACCAACAACAUCCUGCCUUUCCAGGACCGGAAUCGGCCCUUUGAUGCUUUUAGCUUGCACUCUUUGGAGAAUUCCUUAAUGGAUAUGAUAAGGACUGACCAUGACAAAGGACGCAUGGGCCUGAACUUUCAUCAUCCUGGAGCGGAGCACAUAAUGCCAUUGAACACCCGGAGCUAUGGCCGCAGAAGAGGUCGUUCCUGUCUCUUCCCCUUUGAAGACGGUUUCCUCGACGACGGUCACGGUGACCCCUCCUUGACCCCGGGCCUGAACUCGCCCACCCGCUGUCAGAACGGAGAGAGGAUGGAGCGCUACUCCAGGAAGGUCUUUGUCGGCGGCCUGCCCCCUGACAUAGAUGAAGAUGAAAUCACCAACAGUUUCCGUCGCUAUGGACACCUGGUGGUUGACUGGCCCCACAAAGCUGAGAGCAAGUCCUACUUCCCACCUAAAGGCUACGCCUUCCUGCUCUUCCAGGAAGAGACUUCGGUCCAGGCCUUGAUCGACGCCUGCAUCGAGGAAGACGGCAAGCUCUACCUGUGUGUUUCCAGUCCCACCAUCAAAGACAAACCAGUCCAGAUCCGUCCCUGGAACCUGAGCGACAGUGACUUUGUCAUGGACGGCUCCCAGCCUCUGGACCCCCGCAAGACCAUCUUUGUAGGGGGGGUGCCGCGGCCUCUGCGUGCAGUGGAGCUGGCUAUGAUCAUGGACCGGCUGUACGGAGGCGUUUGCUACGCCGGCAUCGACACCGACCCGGAACUCAAAUACCCGAAGGGAGCCGGCCGCGUGGCCUUCUCCAAUCAGCAGAGCUACAUCGCCGCCAUCAGCGCCCGCUUCGUUCAGCUGCAGCACAACGACAUCGACAAAAGGGUGGAGGUGAAGCCGUACGUCCUGGACGACCAGAUGUGCGACGAGUGCCAGGGGGCUCGCUGCGGGGGGAAGUUCGCCCCCUUCUUCUGUGCCAACGUCACCUGCCUGCAGUACUACUGCGAGUACUGCUGGGCCAGCAUCCACUCGCGGGCCGGCAGAGAGUUUCACAAGCCACUGGUCAAGGAGGGCGGCGGCCGCCCCCGACACGUGUCGUUCCGCUGGAGCUGAGGUGGGGUCGACGAGUCCGCCCCCCCCCCCCCGGCGAGCCCACACCCGACCCCUAGAAAACCCUCCCGCAACCACCCCCUCCUACUACCCUACAGGCCGGGACAGCGCUGGAAACCACCCCCCACCCACAACCCCACCUACUCCACCCUGCUCCCUGCAAACACCUCAUGAAAAGAAGGCAAAAAGGAUACCGUCAGACACACGGGACUCUCUUCAUACCACAUGGCUCCGAACUUAUAUAUCCUCUACGGUCCCCCUCAUGCAAAGCAUUGUGGGGGGAAUGAAAUGCGAAAAGUCUAUCAGCUUAGAAUUUGCACUUUGGCACAAAAUCUCACACACACUCGGGAUAGUGUGUAUGCUAGACACCCGGCUACUUUCAGUUCCCCUUGUUUCCGUUGACCGGGUGGUGUGGUACGUCCUGUUGGACCCCUCCUCACUGAGUCAGAGGUGGGACCAUACAAAUAUUUAAAAAAGUAUAUAUUUUUUUUGUUUUGUACCUAUCUAAAACAUACAUAGAUGAUUGAAAUUUUAUGUAAAAGGAGCAUGCACUUAUUUUCAAAAAGCUGUAGUUAUAUUGCCCCUACUAGAAGAAAAAAAUUACCAAAGGCAGAUGAAAGGAAUGCAUACAGAGAAGCUACAUAAGACGGCAUAAGAUGUAGCAAAACUCAACAGCUAUCCAGUAGUGUGGGCCCGUAUCGCCCUGGAGGAACAAUACCACGUCUAUAAUCGCUCUCAAUUCUGACUCUGAAAAUAUUAAUACCUCAUACACGCAAUCAGACUAGUUUGCUUUUUGGUUUCUAGGUCUUUAUUUUUAUAAUAACAUUAUUUUUUAGUGUUAUGUAAAUGUAAUGCUGCGAUAGCUUUGCUGCUAAAUCCGUGGUAUAAAACAGAUACCACAAGUACUUUAUUCAGGCUAGGGUGUAAAAAUAACAGACAGCGGAUCAAGAGAAGCACCUGGUGUUGUAGAAUGAUGAGCCAUCGCGUUGUCCCCCCCCCCUGGACAACGAUGGCUACCUUUUGUGGGGGGGUCGGGGUGGGUUCACCCCUAACUGCAUGUUUAUUUCAAUCAGGUUGCUGCAUGCAAUAGACUUUUCAGUAUCACGUCUGCUAUUGGAUUCUGCCCAUGUUUGCACAACACGCUUCGGGCGUACAGUACGUUUCGACUCGCACGAAACUGGACAGAAACAGGGAGGGGCCUGGAAGCAUGGCGGCUCCGAGUCGCCGUGACAACAGAGCGGGAAGAAAAAAAACAAAACAAGACAGACAACCUUAAUAAUCACAAAUCAAGUUAAAUGUAGGAUUACCAUUUACAACUGUCUAUGAUAGGUGAAGUACUUUUUUGCAGUGAUUGUUGAUAUAAUUGUGCAAUUUUUUUAUACCGUACGUAGUUAGGUCUGAGUAUGCCUAGAACUGUGAUUCGCUUUAACUGUCGUCAGUGUCCGACAUAGAAGUCCUGUGAAACUUCAUAAGUAGUGUAUGCACACGUAUAUAUGUUCUCUCGUACACACACAGUUGCACCGGUAUACACGGAGGCCUCUUGACACAAACACACACACACACACACACACACACACACACGGACGGCUGUCUUUCUUACGCACACAAACAGGCCCACAGAGGCGGCGUCUGAUCGGAUGAGAAGGCGCCACAAUGUGAGCUUAAACUGAGAACCGAGGUCUUUUCUUUCUAUAAUUUCCUCCGUCGAGAGAAAACGAAAAGAACUGCACGUUUACGUCUCCGAAUGCAACCAAAGAGCUCACGUGUUCGACCUUUAGACGAGACCGCCGGACACGCAGGGCGAACAGCCACCUGCAGAAGAGCCGGAAGGGGAAUUCGAUUUAUGAUGAGGAAAAUGAUGGCAGGUGGG